Molecule: messenger RNA, 908 nt
Organism: Scophthalmus maximus (turbot)
Lineage: Eukaryota; Metazoa; Chordata; Actinopteri; Pleuronectiformes; Scophthalmidae
Gene: nmu
Product: neuromedin U
Exons: 8
Coding region: 225-680 (151 amino acids)
Biological process (GO): regulation of smooth muscle contraction
Molecular function (GO): neuromedin U receptor binding
Source: RefSeq, a predicted model, not a curated record
UCACCGUCACGUCCAACUUCCCCUCUCACGCGCGCCUCUAAUGACGCAGUCAAGUGUCAGCGCGCAUGGAGCGCGUGUGUGAGCGCGCGUGCGUUUCUGCGCGUGUGUGUUACUCGAGCCUUCAUAUUCCUCCGACGUGAGAGAGUAACUGUCAGAAGAGCAAGAAGUCAAGCGCACGGAACCCCAAAAUUAGAGAAGAAGACGAGUCCAGAAGAGUCGGGGAGAUGAGGAGGACCAUGUCGAGCCAAAGUCCUCCUGCGCAGCGCGGAGCCUCCAGCAUCAUCAGCCCGCACAGCCUCAGCCUCAGCAUCAGCAUCAGCAGCGGCGGCGCCAUGAGUCCAGUCAGCACGGCCAGCUUCACCCUGGCCGCCCUGCUGCUCCUCACCACACCAGUCUGCCACAGUGCUCCAGUAGAAGUUCAGCAAGCUACAACAGAUCAGAGGCAGCUAUUCAGCCAGAUAGAUGCCGUGUGCUCAUCCUACCUCUCUUCAGAUCUGAAACUUUGGGCAUCUGACGUCUUAGGGGAACUCUGUGUCAUGAUGCUGGUUCAGAAAUCAAAGGAGCUGAAAGUGCAAGAAAAAAGUAAAAGGGCUGAGGUCCAGGGACCAGGUGGAAUCCAGAGCAGAGGUCAUUUCCUUUAUCGGCCACGAAAUGGAAGACGAUCCAUGGACUAUGAGUAAAUUAAAGAGUCUCCACCUCUGAAGCAUAGUGUACAGAGACGACACAGACAGCGAGACCCGAGCCGCUGCACCACGACCGAGUGAUCCGGACUGUAACCACAGCCCCACUGCCACUGAUGUACAGUGAUGUCUGAAUGUACACAACUUAUAUGAUUAAAAUACUAGUCAUUUGUCCAGAUUUUAUUUUGUGUUAUAUGUUUGUCAUUUGCAUUAAAAUGCUGUAACGUG